AUGUACGGUAUGAUCCACCUGUGUCAUCUGCAAGACAACCUGACUCCCCUGGACCUAUCUGUCCUCAUGACCUCGGCCAUCUGCCACGACCUCGACCACCCUGGCUACAGUAACAGCUAUCAGACAUCAACGCGCGUACAGAGCUGGCAGUGCUCUACAACGACAUCUCACCUCUGGAGAAUCAUCACUGUGCCGUCGCCUUUCAAGUCCUUGACA
Molecule: messenger RNA, 216 nt
Organism: Geodia barretti
Lineage: Eukaryota; Metazoa; Porifera; Demospongiae; Tetractinellida; Geodiidae
Source: the annotation of a GenBank genome assembly